UGCAGUUGCAAAAUAUAAAGAUGCCAUUUAAAUUAGAUACAGGAGCUCAAAUUAAUGUCAUAUCAGAGUCUGUGUUUAAUCUGAUGAAGCCAAGACCAACACUACAGGAGACUAAUAUCAGAGUUACAGGAUACUCUGGUGCAAAUAUACCUGUGAAAGGCAGAUGUUUAGCAAAAGUGACAUAUAAAACUAAAGUGCACACUCUAUCUUUUAUUGUUGUUCCAAAAAAUGUUCAAGCAAUAUUAGGUUUAUCAUCUUGUGAAAGACUGAAUCUAGUGAAAAGAGUACUUGUGCUGGAAACUGGAAGUGAUCCAGAAUAUGAAGGCUUAUUGGAAGAAUACAGAGAUUUAUUUAAUGGGCUUGGUUGUCUGCCAGGUGAACACACCAUCAGGAUAGACAAAACGGUACCGCCAGUGGUACAUCCCUGCAGAAAAGUGCCAUUUGCACUUCAAGACCAACUCAAAGCAGAGCUUGAUAGAAUGGAAAGCAUGGGAGUCAUUGCAAAAAUAGACGAACCAACUGAAUGGGUAAAUUCCCUAGUAAUAGUAGAUAAGAAAAAUGGAAAAUUACGUAUUUGCCUGGAUCCUCGCGAUUUAAAUAAAGCCAUAAAAAGAGAACAUUUUAAGUUACCUACUCGCGAAGAGAUCAUGUCGCAAUUUGCGAAUGCUAAAUAUUUCAGUAAAUUAGAUGCUUCCUCUGGAUUUUGGCAAUUGAAGUUGGAUGAAGACAGUUCAAAGUUGUGUACGUUCAACUCACCAUAUGCCAGAUACAGAUUUCUGAGAUUACCAUUUGGUAUUGCAUCUGCCCCAGAAGUAUAUCACAAAACUAUUCACAUGCUAUAUGAGCACAUUGAAGGUGUGGACACAUCCAUGGAUGAUAUUAUCAUAUGGGGAACUACUAAGGAAGAACAUGAUUCUCGUCUCAGGAAAGUUCUAGAAGCUACUCGACAAGCCAACUUGAAGCUAAACAAAGAAAAAUGCCAAUUAGGACUAAAAGAGCUGAAGUUUGUUGGAGACAUCAUCAGUGAUCAAGGUGUAAGGCCUGAUCCCAUGAAGAUAUCGGCAAUAAAAUACAUGAAGAAACCGCAAAACGUAAAAGAUGUGCAGAGGUUUCUAGGUAUGGUAAACUACAUGGGAAAGUUUAUACCCAACCUGUCAGAGAAAAUAGCACCGCUGAGAUGGUUGCUAGAAAAGAAGAAUGCAUGGAACUGGAAUCAUGAGCAAGAAACAGCGUGGCAACACUUAAAGGAAGUGCUUACGCAUGAACCGGUGUUAAAGUUUUAUGAUCCUGCUAAAGCCAUUAAAAUAUCGUCUGAUGCAUCACAAAAUGGAAUAGGAGCAGUUCUACUACAAGACCAUGAUAGUACCUGGCAACCAGUAGCAUAUGCUUCCCGCUCCAUGUCUGGUGCUGAAACUAGAUAUGCUCAGAUAGAGAAAGAACUUCUUAGUAUCUUGUUUGCAUGUAACAGAUUUCGUCAAUGUAUUUCAGGACAAUUGGUAAAUGUGGAAACCGAUCACAAACCGUUGAUAACAUUGUUCACAAAGUCUCUGAAUGACUGUCCUCUAAGGAUUCAAAGAUUGAUGAUCAAAUUGCAACGUUAUACCCUAAAGGUGACAUUCACACCAGGGAAAAUGAUGUAUACGGCUGAUGCAUUGUCCAGAGCAGUGGAUGAGAGAGCUGGUCAAGAUGACAAAGUAGCUGAAGAAAUUCAAGCUUACGUGGAUAUGGUCACCUCAGCUAUGCCUAUUACAGAUGCAAAGAUGCAGAUGAUCUGUCAAGAAACAGAGAAAGAUUCUACUUUGGAUAGAGUUAAACGUGCUAUUCAAAUCGGAUGGCCUGAUGUCAAACAGAGUUGCAUAGAUGGAGUCCAAGAAUACUGGAACUGCAGAGCUGAACUGACUGUCGUAAAUGGAAUCAUCUUUAAAGGCAGUAAGAUUGUGAUUCCUCAUAGUCUCCGCAAGCUAAUGCUGGAGAAAAUCCAUGAAGGCCAUUUAGGCAUUGAAAAAUGCAGGAAACGAGCAAGAGAAGUAAUGUUCUGGCCACGAAUGAACCAAGACAUUUCUGAUAUAGUGGCCUCCUGUGAUACAUGCUUAAAGUACCACGUGUGCAAUGCAAAAGAACCACUGCAGCCACAUCCAGUUCCAGAAAGGCCAUAUCAAAAGGUUGGUGUUGACUUGUUUACAUGUAACAACACAGAUUUUGUCAUUAUCAAUGAUUACCAUUCCUUAUAUCCAGAAUCCAAUGGACUAAUUGAAAAAUCUGUUGGAAUUGUCAAAAAACUAAUGCAGAAAUCUGAAGAGAGCAAAAGUGAGUUUUAUAAAGCGCUGCUUGCAUAUCGCAGUACGCCACUAGCAUGUGGUUACUCGCCUGCACAACUUCUUAUGGGAAGACGCCUGCGUACUAAUCUACCUAUGAAGGAUGACCUGCUUGCAAGAAGGACUGGUGCACAGGUAAAGCAGUUUAAAGAGAAUCAGAAGGAGAAACAGAAAGUCUAUUUCGACUCAAGAGUUAAAUCUUUACCUGAGCUGCAUAAGGGAGAAAAGGUGAGGAUUAAGGACAAGGACAAUACGUGGACACAGAAAGGUUCCAUAGAUGAACAAGUGCAACCUAGAUCUUACACGAUUCGGACAGAGGAGGGAAGGAUUAUUCGAAGAAAUAGAAGAGACAUUCUAAAAGAACCAGAGCAGAAAUGUUCCAACACUGAAUCGGAUGGAGUACUAUAUUGCAACACGGAGACGGAAUCAGAGACUGAUCAGGUUGUUAGACGGUCUACACGUCGAAGGAAAAGUCCUGAAAGACUGAUAAAGUCAUGUUAA
Molecule: messenger RNA, 2816 nt
Organism: Spea bombifrons (plains spadefoot toad)
Lineage: Eukaryota; Metazoa; Chordata; Amphibia; Anura; Pelobatidae
Exons: 2
Coding region: 21-2816 (931 amino acids)
Molecular function (GO): nucleic acid binding
Source: RefSeq, a predicted model, not a curated record